CUUUUUCUGUACAACUUACAUCUUUUUCUUUUCUUUUCUUUCUUUUUCUUACUGUAGAUACCUGAACAGGUCCAGCUUACACUUAAAACUUACUACCUUGCACUCAACGAUCUGUUGCUUUUCCUUAACCUCUACAACCUCCCCCUCUAUUCUCCCUUGGAAUCACUCUACCGACGUUACAAUGCCUAUGAAAUGGACUGCUGAAAAUGACCAGCUGCUGCUCCUCAAAAUCCUCGAAACCCACGAUCUCUCCGUCGAUACCAAGCGAGUCGCCGAAGCCUGGCCUUCCCUCCCGGGACAAGACCUUCCCACCCCGCGCGCCAUCACCGAACGUCUAGUUCGCAUGCGCCAGCUCGUGAAAUCCAACAACAACGCAGAAGCCCGUUUCAGCAUCGCAAAAGGCACGGGGUCUUCCAGCGCGCAUUCCACCCCACGUAAGCCACAUAGGGCUGCUACUGCAUCUAGCACUCCUGGUUCAGGGAAACGCAGGCGCAUUAACGAUGUGAACUCGACUUGGCAGCAUUCAGAUUCGGACAGCAUCUCACCCGUCAAAAUGGAGCUAGACGUCGAUGGUGGCCCUAUCACGCCUACUAAGCAGCCGCUCCGUCCUACAACUGCAGGUAUGAACCAGGGCCAGAAGCAUACUGAGAUUGGUAGUGGUAGUAGUACGAUUAAGCUCGAGAAGGAGGAUGUCACUGUUGUUAUGGGGGGGAACGAUGUGACUCCAACCAAACGGUCUCGUAGGGCUAGUACCCUGCCUCCUGGAAUCGUUACGUAUGUCGUGGAUGAGGAUGCGGCGGAUGAUGUAGAGAGCUCAGCUUCGGAGUACGCCCCUGAUGAAUCGGCUCCGAUGGAUGAUUAUGAGGAGUAUGCCUGAUAUUAGAAGAUUUUCGGGUAUUUCUGUGUAUGAUUAAAGUGUGCUAGAAUCGCUUUUAUUUAAUUAAUUGCUUGAAUUGGGACCUGGAUGGAGCCGAGGAAGGUUUUUGACAGCGUCUUGUGCGG
Messenger RNA from Aspergillus ochraceoroseus IBT 24754, 1002 nucleotides. RefSeq lists its product as uncharacterized. The record is from RefSeq and is a predicted model, not a curated record. NCBI's taxonomy places the organism in Eukaryota, Fungi, Ascomycota, Eurotiomycetes, Eurotiales, Aspergillaceae. Bases 182 to 877 code for a protein of 231 amino acids. The transcript is spliced from 3 exons.